This is a messenger RNA of Drosophila obscura, 1258 nucleotides long. RefSeq lists its product as uncharacterized. Bases 181 to 828 code for a protein of 215 amino acids. The transcript is spliced from 2 exons. The record is from RefSeq and is a predicted model, not a curated record. NCBI's taxonomy places the organism in Eukaryota, Metazoa, Arthropoda, Insecta, Diptera, Drosophilidae. Gene Ontology annotation, molecular function: nucleic acid binding.
UCUUCCCGCUUUUCGGGUUCAGCCCACCCGCUGUUUUCUGCAUUCUGGAUUGGAUUACGCUGGACCAGUUAUUAUCAAGACAUCGCUUUCAAACGAUUCUGGUCUCGACGUGGCCCUAUAUCCGACUUAUACUCAGACAAUGGCACAACAUUCCACGGAGCCAGACGGGAAUUAACGGAAAUGCAACGGAUGGCUGUAUCUCAAAGUCAAGAUGAGGACAUUGCAAGUUUUCUGACGAGUCAGGAAAUCAACUGGCACUUCAUUCCGCAGUCUGCCCCGCAUUUUGGAGGUAUUUGGGAGACUGGCGUACGAUCAAUUAAACUUCACCUUCGCCGAGUAAUUGGGAGCAGUGCAUUAACUUUCGAAGAAUAUUCCACCGUUUUAACCCAGAUUGAGGGUCUACUAAACUCUCGCCCACUGUGCGCUCCCAGCGAUCACAGCCUGGAUCCCCUUACCCCCGCUCAUUUUCUUACAGGUCAACCUCAUAUGUCGGUGCCAGAGCCAUCGUUCUUGGACGUGAACAUUAACAGACUGCAGCGUUGGAGACAGCUGCAAGCCAAGGUUCAAGGGUUCUGGAAACGUUGGAAUCUUGAAUACCUUUCUUCCUUGCAGUCGCGCACCAAAUGGCAGCAGGAGACCAACAACAUAACAGUGGAUACGCUUGUGGUACUGAAGGAGCCGAAUCAACCUCCUAGCAAGUGGCUGCUUGGCCGCAUCACCGAAGUUCAUCCUGGUCAAGACGAGAGAGUUAGAGUGGUCACCGUAAAAACUGCCCGAGGAGUGUACAAGAGACCUAUCACCAAAAUUGCUGUGCUUCCCUUUAACUGAACAUUCGUUCAGGGGGGCCGGUAUGUUGAGGAAUUAAUCGCUUAGUUUUAAGUCAAUAUUCAUUCAUAUAAGAGUUGCCCUAAUCAUAUGCUCGCGAUUGUUUGCCCGCUGUUCUUAUUGCUUAUGUCAAAAAAAAACUUAACUGUAACAUUCUCACGCGUAUAGCCAAAACGCGCAGCUGCACACGAAGACAUCGAUGUGCACCGUCUUGGUAUUGGAGUGUCGCAUCGCGUGAUCUUCUAAUUCCCUUUUGGGCUCGACUUUAUUGGUGGAGUUGAGUCAGUACCAAACUAUACUUGAGAGUACCCGCACGCGUAUUCAUCAUCGCACCGCUAUUGUCACCCCCGCUUUGUAUAUAACCCGCUGUGCAAAUAACAUUUAAACCACUAAUAUUACAUAUGAAUCAAAUAAAAAUACAUAAAGAUUAAUA